Hevea brasiliensis (rubber tree) is the source of this 623-nucleotide messenger RNA. Its product is annotated as arabinogalactan protein 13. The record is from RefSeq and is a predicted model, not a curated record. The transcript has a single exon. Bases 186 to 365 code for a protein of 59 amino acids. Lineage: Eukaryota; Viridiplantae; Streptophyta; Magnoliopsida; Malpighiales; Euphorbiaceae.
UGGUCUCCAUCAACCGUCUCCACCCCCUUCAACUCCCUAUAUAAACUACCAACCUCCAUAGCUUCUGCCACCCCACCAGCAGUGUUCCAAUUUCUUUCUGCCUCCACAAAUUUUCCCAUCUUCUAAAUACCUAACUUUCUUGGGAAAAUUUCGUUUUUUUCUUCCACCAAACAGGAAAAUCUACGAUGGAGGCAUUGAAGGUGAGAGUAUUUGUGGCCAUUGUGGUUGUUCUCAUGGCGGUUUCUGCUGUUCAGAAUGUGGCUGCUCAGGAAGGCCCAGCUCCUAGCCCUGCCUCUGAUGCCACUGUUUUUGUACCAACUGUUUUCGCAUCUCUUGCAGCUUUUGCUUUUGGGCUCCUCAUCUAAAUGGGUCUUGAAGAAAUUCUUAAAUUUUGAAUUUUGAAAGCGUAAAUUCUGAGUUCUUUGCCUCAGGCUCUUUCUUGUCCCACGAUUACAUUUUGAGUCUUUGAUAGGCUAAUGGGAUUGUAAUUGUGGGGCAGAAAGAGGCUGCGAGACGUUUGCUUCUUUUGAAUUUUCAUUUAUCAUGAUGUUUAUGAAUAUUUCUUUAUUUGUAUAAUUGAUGUGACUUGGUAUUUUUUUGUACAAUUCUUGUGAUUUUGCUUA